Manduca sexta (tobacco hornworm) is the source of this 2054-nucleotide messenger RNA. RefSeq lists its product as uncharacterized. The record is from RefSeq and is a predicted model, not a curated record. Gene Ontology annotation, biological process: carbohydrate metabolic process; amino acid transport. The coding region runs from base 160 to 1971 and encodes 603 amino acids. NCBI's taxonomy places the organism in Eukaryota, Metazoa, Arthropoda, Insecta, Lepidoptera, Sphingidae. The transcript has 12 exons.
GAUAUGUGUUAUAUCAUUCCUUCCAGUCAAUCGUUCACUAGCAGAUGGUCGAUAGUGUAUUCGUGGUGAAAGAUAAUUGAUUUAAUUGAAACUGUACAUUGAAGGGAAAGGGGAACUUUCUCGCGUUGUGAAACCGGUUUAGCGAGUCCCUAAUUCAUCAUGUCGGAGCCGCGGAAAAACCGCCUCUCCAUAGAUGGAGGGCAGGUGAAAGACGACGAGCACGUCGCAACUUACAAGCCCAUCCCGGAUGCUGAGUCAGAAUUCCGGACGUCAAAAUCCAGCCUCGCCAAGUCGAAGGAGAAGAUAUCCGCCGACGGGGCCGAGGAGAAGCUGCUCCAGAAGGAGGACGAGGCCAAGAUCGUGACCAGGGUGGACAUGGCGGACGCUAAGUACGUCGUGGGCGACCAUAGGAAUGGAGAUGCGAAGAUCGAGCUUGAUGCCAAUAAGAAGGAUUUCUCCGGCCUGACCAAGGAGGAGCUGAUGAAGUAUGCGGAUGACCCGUUCUGGGUGAACCUGCGUUGGUCACUCUUCGUGUUGUUCUGGGCGUCGUGGCUGUGCAUGUUGGCCGGAGCGAUCGUCAUCAUCGUGCAGGCCCCUAAGUGCACGCCACCAGAGCCCAAAAAAUGGUACGAGCAAGGUCCUCUAGUCGAGCUGGGGCCGGCGAGUCCUGAUGAUGUGGAGGCGAUGCUGCCCAGGCUGGAGGAGUACAGUGUCCAGGGUGUGUUCAUGGAGACGCCUGUGUACGAGGUGCUGGACCAGCCGGACAUACUGAAGCCUUUUAAAAACAUGUUCGAGAAGGCCAGGAACGUAGGCAUCAAGGUGGUGGUGGAUCUGCUCCCGAGCUUCGUGUCCCUGAACCACACGUGGUUCCAGCUGAGCGAGAACCGCACCGCGCCCUACACCGACUACUUCGUGUGGGCGCCCAGCAAGGGCUUCGACGACGUCGGCGCACCCAUAGCGCCCAACAACUGGAUAUCGACGAACAACACGCCAGCGUGGUCGUACAGCGAGAAGCGGCGCGAGAUGUACCUGCACCAGUACGACGAGCAGCGGCCGGACCUCAACUUCCUGAACAAGGACGUGGCGGACCACCUGGACAAGGUCAUCAGCGCGUGGAUCACGAGCGGCGCCGCCGGAGUCAGGUUACUCAAAGCGCGCCAUCUAAUCGUGAACGUGUCCGCCGAGGCCGUGCCGAACUCCGGCCGUGGGAGCGACCCCGGGGUCGACCACACGCACCGCGCCUUUUGGCGACACUCGCCCGACCCGCGUCUCACACAACUGCUGGGACACUUCGCCGCGCAGGUCAAGGCCAUCAGCGAACCUGAUGCUGUGUUCACGGUGAAGGAGGAGUCGGAGCCGGAGCUGGAGCUGUUCAUGUCGCUGCACAACAUGUCGUCGCUGCGGCCGCCCAGCGCGGCGCCGCUGCACGUCUCCACACACCUCGACCAGCUCGUCUCCACCAUCAACGCGCGUCUACCUUCCUGGCCGGCGAUUAAGCUGGUCGCGAAUGAGACAGACGAGGAGCUCGCGGCGUUCUCGCUGCUGCUGCCCGCCGCGCCCGUGCUGGAGCCGCAGCAGCUCAGCGACCACGGCAACGAGACCAAGACCAGCUCGUGGCUGUCGCACGUGGUGCCGCUGCGCUGGGACGUGACGGUGGAGCACGGCGCCUACAGCGUGGCCGCCGCGCCGCCGCGCAACCGCACACACAACCAGCUGCUCGUCUGCGCCAGGUGGAAGGCGGGUCACACGGGGUACGUGGCGGUGUACAACCCCGGCGCGGAGGAGCUGCGCGGCAACCUCUCCGCCGUGCCGUCGCUGCCCGACUCCCUCACCGUGCACCACGUGUCGCACCGCGUGCGGCUCUACACCAAUUUCACAUCCAACCACGCCAUGGCGGCGGACGACGUGUUGGUCCCUCCGCGGUCCACGCUGGUGCUCUCCUACGUGCCCAAGACAAGCGCGGAGCAGUGAACGGACACGCUGACCCGCCGAGUACACGAGGCGGAAUAUUAUGCAUUUAUUGGACCGUUCUAAUAUAAUAGCUGACAUAUUAA